CCUCGCUCCCGCGACUCCCACCCCCAGCUGCAGGGUCCAGAAGCCAAACGCGGGUGGCCCCAGGGUGCCUAAGGCUGCCGAGGUGACACUUUCUCCUGUCGUCUCCAUCUCGAAGCUGCCGGUAAAUGUGACGUCCCCUUGUCCCCAUCCCAGCGGGGGCGCCCUCGGGUGCACGCAGGGCCCAGAAGCUGUUUUCGCUGUUUCGCUUUUGUCCCCUGGGCGCGGGGACGGAAGAAAGGCGUGGCCGGGGCCUCCUGUCCCCGCCCCUCAGACGGCCCGGCUGGGACCCCGCGGUCCCCAAGCGCAGCGGCUGCCGCGGACAUGGUGUGGCUGUGGCUGUGGCUGGUGGGGCAGAGGCUGCUGCUCUGGGGCGCGGCCAGCGCCGUCUCCCUGGCCGGCGCCACCCUGGCCCUGAGCGUCCUGCAGAUGGUGGCGAGCUACGCGCGGAAGUGGUACCAGAUGAGGCCCAUCCCCACGGUGGCCAGCGCCUACCCUUUGGUGGGUCACGCGCUGAUGAUGAAGCGGGACGGGGCAGAAUUUUUUCAGCAGCUAAGUCAGUACACAGAAGAAUACCGCCAUAUGCCACUGCUAAAACUCUGGGUUGGACCAGUGCCAAUGUUGGCCCUUUAUAAGGCUGAAAAUGUGGAGGUAAUUUUAACUAGUUCAAAGCAAAUUGACAAAUCCUCCAUGUACAAGUUUCUAGAACCAUGGCUGGGCCUAGGACUUCUUACCAGUACUGGAAACAAAUGGCGCUCCAGGAGAAAAAUGCUGACACCUACUUUCCACUUUACCAUUCUGGAAGAUUUCUUAGAUGUCAUGAAUGAACAAGCAAAUAUAUUAGUUAAUAAGCUUGAAAACCACGUCAACCAAGAAGCAUUUAACUGCUUUUUUUACAUCACUCUCUGUGCCUUAGACAUCAUCUGUGAAACAGCCAUGGGGAAGAAUAUUGGUGCUCAGAGUAAUGAUGAUUCCGAGUAUGUCCGUGCAGUUUAUAGGAUGAGUGAUUUGAUAUUCCAGAGGAUGAAGAUGCCCUGGCUUUGGCUUGAGUCUUGGUAUCUUAUGUUUAAGGAAGGAUGGGAACACAAAAAGGGCCUUAAGAUCCUACAUACUUUUACCAACAAUGUCAUCACUGAACGGGCCAGUGAAAUGAGGACAUAUGCAGAAGACAGUGAAGGUGACAAGGGCUCUGUCUUCUCCAAAAACAAACGAAGAGCUUUCCUUGACUUGCUUUUAAGUGUGACUGAUGAGGAAGGAAACAAGCUGAGUCAUGAAGCUAUUCGGGAAGAAGUUGACACCUUCAUGUUUGAGGGUCACGAUACAACCGCAGCUGCAAUAAACUGGUCCCUAUACCUAUUGGGCUCUAACCCAGAAGUCCAGAAAAAAGUGGACAAUGAGUUGGAUGAAGUGUUCGGGAAGUCUGAUCGUCCUGCUACCUCCGAAGACCUGAAGAAACUGAAAUACCUGGAAUGCAUUAUUAAGGAGACCCUUCGCCUUUUUCCUUCUGUUCCUUUGUUUGCCCGGACUCUUAACGAAGACUGCAUAGUGGGUUACAAAGUUGUGAAAGGCACCGAAGCUGUCAUCAUUCCCUAUGCAUUGCACAGAGAUCCCAGAUACUUCCCCAAUCCUGAAGAAUUCCAGCCAGAGCGCUUCUUUCCCGAGAAUGCCCAAGGACGCCAUCCGUACGCCUAUGUGCCCUUUUCUGCGGGGCCCAGGAACUGUAUAGGUCAAAGGUUUGCCAUCAUGGAAGAAAAGACCAUUCUCUCCUGCAUCCUACGGCACUUUUGGGUAGAAUCCAACCAGAAAAGAGAAGAACUAGGUCUGUCAGGAGAGCUGAUUCUUCGUCCGUGUAAUGGCAUCUGGAUCAAGCUGAAGAGAAGAAAUGUGGACGACUCCUAAUCCCAUUACUGGACACUGCCUUUAUCAUGAAAAAGAUCUUUGCUUAAGGGAUGCUUGGCGUUUACAAUCUGUAGAUCAUGAGUUCAAUAGUCUUAAAUCCCUGGGCCUAAUCCCUGGGUCUACCAAAGAGAAAGUUUUUGUAUUUUUACCACUAUCAUAUAGGUGUUAUACCUGGUCUUGGUCCCAAAAGUAGAUGAAGUUAACUAAGUUAGUACCCAAAUAACAAGUUUCUCAACAGAGGGAGCCACAGACCAAUUCAACUUCACUUUGUAGACCCAAAGGAUACAAUCUAAUUGAAGUUCCAGAAUUUUUUAAAAGCAUUCUUAUUGACUCAGGACAAGAUAGAUACGUGGGUAUAUAUGAUAUAUGAUCUCAUAUAAUUUGAAAAAAGUAAUUAAACGCUUUGACUAAGGGUUUAAAUUUUUUAGAUUAUAUCAGUGGCAUCAGUUAUGAGAAGAAUAUUAUAUAACUUUUCAGAUUUUACCAUUUAUGAGUGGACUUGUAGGUUCUGUUGCAGUUUCCCUGUUGACUUCAUUUCAUGCUUUGGUUACUUCUUUGACCUAAUUUCAAUUUCUGUUUUUGUUUUUGUUUUUUUUCCAGAUUUGUAAGAGGGCAUGAAUGAUUAGGUUACGUUGAUUGCAUUUGUUAGGUAAAGUCCAAGUUGUAGUUGAGCCCUUCACCCAGGGGGUGCUGCAUACCCUUAACAUGGUGCCCAUUAGGCCAGAGUUGACAUAAAUUCCAACCUUUAGCUAUUUGUCCUACUUUUUUUGAUCCUAGCAGAAACAUUUUUGGCAGUUUCUUAUUCCCAUUAUUAUCUCUCUGUUUUACCCAUUGUUUUCUUUUCGUUGGGGUUUACGUGUAUUGAUCCUUGCCUUUUCUGAUAUUAACCAACUUAUGUUUCAUAGAAAUAAAGGCUAUACUGAAAUAAAACUGAGAUUCCUAUGUAAAAA
Messenger RNA from Nycticebus coucang (slow loris), 2846 nucleotides. RefSeq names its product cytochrome P450 4V2. Gene Ontology annotation, molecular function: heme binding; monooxygenase activity; iron ion binding. The transcript has 11 exons. The record is from RefSeq and is a predicted model, not a curated record. The coding region runs from base 322 to 1896 and encodes 524 amino acids. Lineage: Eukaryota; Metazoa; Chordata; Mammalia; Primates; Lorisidae.